Messenger RNA from Plenodomus lingam JN3, 3153 nucleotides. RefSeq lists its product as uncharacterized. The record is from RefSeq and is a predicted model, not a curated record. Gene Ontology annotation, molecular function: RNA binding; 3'-5'-RNA exonuclease activity. Lineage: Eukaryota; Fungi; Ascomycota; Dothideomycetes; Pleosporales; Leptosphaeriaceae.
AUGUAUCCUCGCUCUAUCAUAACUGCGGGCAACAUCUGCCUGAGAUGCCAAUGGCGCAUCCUCAAUGCACCCUCCGCCACCAACGGCCGAAAUGCUGCUCCCAAAAGCCUUUCCUCACUUAGAGUCGCGCGACUGUCUGCAAGAAAUUUCCACACGACAGCGGUUCGCUUUCAAGUGACCUCACCCACCUCCACAUCCUCGCCAACCUUCGAUCCAACCUUCGCAACUCUUCCACCAGACCCACCUUUCAGGGAGCAGCUGGAGCAAUGGGAUCGUCGGUGGGGGGGUCCUUCUCCCGAGAUCGUAUCUGCUUUCGAGAGAUUCACGAUUUCUGAUGACAUCCAGAAUGAAUUCACACAACUCUCGUCCGGGAUCAAGUCAGAUCAGCACGCCGAAAGAAACCAUUGGGAGGAGACGGGAGAGACCGAAGAGGACGAACUCAUCACAAUCGGACUGUUCCUCAAACCCGGUGAUGUCGUAGAGCUGUCACAACCUGGUCGGGAGCCUGUCCUUGCCGUCUUUGUGCAACAACUGGACGAUGUCAGCCAGUUCUUCUCUGUCAACGGGAGAUGGAGUCAUUCCGUUUUAGCCAAAGUGGCCUUCGCCAUCACAAAAUGCAUAGACCCCACCCUGCUACAGCCCCUUCUUCCUUAUCUUCCUACAGCGCCAGGACAAGCAGAUUCCAAAGGCGAGAUGCAGGUUCCCGUCGACAUCGCUGCCCCGGUGCAGGCCAAAUUGGAGCGCUUGACUGAAGAAGCAGAGGCAAUAUAUCGCACCAACGCAGCAAAACUGGAUACUGCAUAUAAUGUACUUGCCGAUCCUGUCCGCACGAGGAUGAUGACACUCAGUCAGAUUGCUAAGCGAUUACUAUCACCGGAUGAUGCUACCUGGAGACCGUCUGCUGCAGCAUUGCUGGCUGUCCGUAAAGCUUUGAAUCAUAACGAGUUCCGCUUUCGGUCUGACGCCCGAAGUCACCGCCUGACGAAUAUAUUCUCGAUCCGUCCCAGGAAUGAUGUUAAAAAUGUCGAGACGGUACAUGAAUGGAUCCGCGAGUAUCGUGAGUAUCUCGCUACUCAUGCAAACAAAACGUCUUCUUCUUUGCCAGCGCCCCGGCAAGGCACGGGCGCCGGUAAUAUAGCAGCAUUCCUCACCAAGGCGCGGAGACUCAUUGCCACAAGUCGUAAAAAUCGCGACCCAAUCCUCGGCGGCCUUGGACCUAGCAAAUCGUGCAUGUCCAUAAGCGACUCUUCAAGCAAGAUUGGGCUUACUUGGAGUGAAUCAUUUACCGAUGCAGAUCAGCAAAUCAUAAACUUCCUCCAAGCAUGGGUGCUAACAGGACAGUUCAUGGGCAUGACUAGCCUGCAUGCAGCCUGUGCGAGCUUAGUCCAAGCAACAAAUUGUUACGGGCUAGAUGCCCUGAAGAACAUUGGUUCUCGACAGCAGAGCGCUGGUGAGAUCAAUCGUGGUACAGGCCUGACUUUCCUGCAAGAGAUCGGUGUCUUAUCACCUUACGAAAAUCGCGCUCUCUACGAUGAGCUGCUCAUGCUGCCCACUGUCCGCCUCUCUCGCAACUUGGAGUUGCUCACCACAAAAGCAGAACUACUACGAAGAAGCCCAGAUUUCCGGGAUUCCAUGGCUGGCUUGCGCCGUGAUUGGGGUUCUGCUACAGUCUACUGUAUUGACGAUGUGGGUGCGCACGAGAUUGACGACGGUGUCUCUAUUGAGCGAAUCGAGGGCAAACCCGCUGAAUACUGGAUUCACGUUCAUGUGGCAAACCCAACCGCUUUCUUUGACAAGACCCAUACAUUGUCUGGUCUCGCUGCGCAUAUGACAGAAUCUGUCUACACACCUGAGCGAUUUUACCCGAUGAUCCCAUCAUGGGCUACACAGAAUUAUUUCAGUCUCGACCGGGAUCGGCCGGUCAUUACCUUCAGUUCACGCAUCAAUAGCAGUGGCGCCGUAACAGAAACUAAGAUUCAACAUGGAUUCAUCAGAAACAUCGUCACCAUCACCCCCUCAGAGGUAGCUGCAUUGCUUGGUGAGCAAACCAUUGAUGAAACAAAUCGACUCGUAGUCGGGGGCAUGCUGCCUGAUCAAGCAGCUCAGAGAGACGUACCACAGCUUUCUCCAGACCAAUUGCAGGACUUGAAAGACCUCUACACGGCAGCAAAGGCCCGAUGGGAAAUAAGAAAGGCCGCCGGUGCCAUACGCUUUGGCUCUGUUUCACCCAGUGUUCGUCUCCGCGAGAACAAGGUGGAUAGUGGAUUGACUUGGAAUUCACCAUCCAUGGAGAGAGCCCGUAUCAUCACAGGCGACCCUAUCAUCGAGCUCACCAGUGUCCAGCCUCGAGGGUUCUUACAAACGGACAUUGACGCUAAGGACAUUGUCGAAGAAAUGAUGUUACUUGCGUGCCACACAGCGGCAAUGUGGUGCGCGGAGCGUAACAUUCCCGUCAUGUACAGAGGUACAAUCAAGAUAUCCACGAACAAUGGCCAGAACCCAGAACAAAUCAAACAGAUUGUUUCGGAACAUCUUGAACAGGGUCGCGAAGUCCCACUCGACUUAGCAAUGCAAUACACAAGAUCUCUGGGUAGAGCCAUUGCGCAUACCGCACCGUUGCCCCAUAAGGCUAUCGGAGUACCGAGUUACGUCAAAGUAACUAGUCCGCUCCGUCGAUUCACCGAUAUGAUAACCCACUGGCAAAUUGAGGCUGCUAUACGACAUGAGGCUCGCACCGGGAGAAAGUUUAACAACUUGGAGCAUCCUCCAACGCUUCCACUGUCUCAGCGUCAAAUGCAGGAAUCCAUCAUUACGCUUUCACCCAGGGAGCGUAUCAUAGCUACCACUAAACGCCAGUCGUUGAGCUACUGGUCCAGUGUUGCCUUCAUGCGCGCAUUUAACUACGGCGAGGGUGAGCUUCCCGAGAGCUUCAAGUUCUGGGUGCGCGAUGUCCCCAAUGCUGCAACAGUGAAUUCCCAAGAUGGAGCUGUUGGUCAACUUGCAGAAUACGGGCUCAAAGCCUUUAUGCUCCAUGGAACAGAUGUCCAGGUCGGUGACGAAUGGGAGGUAGACUUGGAUAGCGUGGAUGUCUUCUCCCGGCAAAUCUUUGUCACGCCUAUUCGUCUUCUCACCAGGUUGGAUGCGUCGCCUUGA